Molecule: messenger RNA, 2435 nt
Organism: Bombina bombina (fire-bellied toad)
Lineage: Eukaryota; Metazoa; Chordata; Amphibia; Anura; Bombinatoridae
Gene: SLC39A11
Product: solute carrier family 39 member 11
Exons: 10
Coding region: 68-1078 (336 amino acids)
Biological process (GO): zinc ion transmembrane transport
Cellular component (GO): membrane
Molecular function (GO): zinc ion transmembrane transporter activity
Source: RefSeq, a predicted model, not a curated record
GUGUACACAAAGCAGGAAGUAUUCCGGUUUUCUGGUGCUGGAGAUAAAAUAAAUAGGAGUCUGAAGAAUGUUGGAGGGAUACAGUCCAGUGGUACAGUCCCUCUUUGGAACUCUCUUCACGUGGGGACUGACAGCUGCUGGCUCAGCAUUAGUUUUUAUCUUCUCCACUGGUCAGAGACGGAUUCUGGAUGGAAGUUUAGGAUUUGCAGCUGGGGUUAUGCUGGCGGCUUCCUACUGGUCACUUCUUGCCCCUGCUAUCGAGAUGGCUGAGGCAUCUGACAAAUACGGCUCCUUUGCCUUCCUCCCAGCAGCCAUUGGUUUUACAGUGGGAGCAGGAUUUGUAUAUUUGGCUGACCAGCUGCUCCCGUUUUUGGGAGUAGGAGAGGAUCCAUUAACCAUGGCCGCCCUGAAUCACGACUGCAAACCAGUCAAGGAAAAGGAUGAGGGAGAUACAUAUGAGGAGAGAGAACUGAGCAUCAGGAUAGGUAGAGCUGCUUCUCACACAGACAAAAUUGAAUAUGGAGAAGUGUACCAGAGGAAAAAGGGGGCAAACCUUCCAUUGGCUGAGGACUCAUCUCUGUUACAGCCCAGGGGAACCCCACAGAAGUUGGAGAGCAGCUGGAGACGGAUCUUGCUUCUCAUCCUAGCAAUUACAAUCCAUAAUAUUCCAGAGGGGCUGGCGGUGGGAGUAGGUUUUGGAGCCAUAGGGAAGACGGCAUCGGCAACCUUUGAAAGCGCCAGAAACCUAGCCAUUGGAAUAGGGAUACAGAAUUUCCCAGAAGGUCUGGCAGUGAGCCUUCCAUUACGCGGUGCUGGACUAUCGACUUGGAAGGCUUUCUGGUAUGGACAGCUGAGUGGUACAGUGGAGCCCAUUUUUGGGAUAUUGGGAGCCAUUUCUGUUUCCAUUGCAGAACCAAUCCUGCCAUAUGCUUUGGCCUUUGCUGCAGGAGCAAUGGUAUAUGUGGUUACAGAUGACAUAAUUCCUGAAGCUCAGACUGGGGGUAAUGGAAAGUUGGCCUCAUGGACCUGCAUCCUGGGCUUUGUGGUUAUGAUGUCUCUAGAUGUUGGUCUUGGUUAAUACACUUCUGAUGAAGACAGACACAGAAGACAUUCCUGUGAGAAGAAAGGUGCUGCGCGCUUUAUACUUCAGGAACAAAAGCAUUCAUAGUUUACAUUUUUUAUUUUUUAACGAUGAUUACUGGUAUCUAUUUAUCUCAUUAAAUUUUUAUUGAUGAAUAAUUGAUUCAAAUGAAAAGGGCAACUCUUUGUAGUCAUGUGGUGCAAGAUAUUGACUGUACCACUUUUGAAAGCUGUAUGACAUAAUAGUCUUUGCCUAAUGAAAUCUGUUGAUCAGCUUAAUGUUUGUAAAUGUUCACUCUGGACUUAGGUGGUAGCAGGAUAUAAAUCGUAGUAUGUGGUGGUGUGAAAAGAGGGCAUCUGAAAAUACUAACUGCUCAGUCUUCUUAUGGCUAAACAGAACACAAUGGCUUACCUGCUUUCUGAAUGUUUCGUAAUCCAAUUUCUCCAUUACUAUAAAAUGACAUUGUUUUACGAAUAUGAAUCCUAGUAUUUUUUCCACUAAGGGUUCAUUUUUUUAUCCUUAUUUUUAUAGUUGGCCAAGGCAGAUACAUUAUGUCCUAAACUUGGCUUGGUUGAUAAUGCAGAUGUAGAUGUUUGUACAACUUCAGCUCUUCAUAACUCCUCUCCAUGUUCAUGUUAAAUGGACAUUCCUAUUAUGUUUGAAGUCAGCCAUUUUGUAGUAUUUACCUUGUCUCAAGAACUGGACUUAAUGCUCUCUGUAAGAUUGCACUAGUGUUUCUGAAAGCUUCAUUACUGGCACGUUGAGUGUCUACAGAGAAAUAAGCUUAUCUUAAAACAUGACUGACAUUUCACUUUAUCCUCUAGUGGAUUUACAUGUUUUUUGUUCUGUAUUUGGACAAAAAUUCAGUUUUUAAAAUAAAUUAUGAUUGAAGUUUAGAUCACAAAUUAUAUUUUUUUUAUCUAUGUCUUAAUGCUUUCAUUCCACACAUAAUGUAUAUGUCAUCCUUAGUAGGAUUUGUUUUAUUAAUAAUUGAUUGGUUUACAGUUAUAUAAAUCGUAUAUAAUUCAUGUUAUUUAGUUUUAUUUGAGUCUAAUCCUAAACACUGUGUCUAUUAGUCUUCCAUAUAUGUCUGUGGAUGGUGCUUGAUGUGGGUAAAAAGUUUAGCCUAAUUAGGCUAAAUCCUGCUAGAGAACCACUUUACUCGGGUGAUAUUGCUGGUUGUCUUUUGGAGAAGGUGCUUGUAUAAUUACUAUACAAUAAAGUAAAAUUUUACCAGAAUAUUGAUGGCCUGGUAUGUUGGAUGAUUAUUGAGAAAUAAUUUGAUGUAUACAUGUUUGCUUUGUAAUUAAAAUAAUCUCCCGGAAACAAAAUAAAUUGAUUGAAACAAAAACAA